AAGCGGUUCACUUCGUGCCCUUCAACUUUUAUUCAAAAUCAAAUUUUUAUAUUUUUUAAAAAACCCCAACGGUCGACAGUUAAAAGUGCGUGAAGAGUUCCCCUGUCAGUGUGAAUUAAAUUCUUUCUGCAGUUUUCGGCCUUUAAAAUGCCAGCCACAUUGCCCACAUCCGCCUACUUCCACCCACUUCCGCACACUUCAUCUCGAUGUUGCUAACAGAAUACCAAACGAGAGAGCAAUUGUUUCCUUUCCGGGCCCACUGACCCCAGAGACCCCGCCACGCAGACUCCACACUUGCCACAGCGCGCAGACCGAACAUGGUUUACCCGAGUGACACGUCGGACACCAACAACGAGGAGCUGGCACUGGAGCACAGUGUUGCACAUGGCGGCAUCAAUGGCAAUGGAACCGCCGCCGGACCCGGACCCGGAGCAGGAGCUAUUGGGCCAAAUGGCGACAACAAAGUCAAUCAGCGCCAAUAUGAGCCGCGAGAACGCUUCAUUAUCACCAAAAACGUGGUCGUGAUAGGCCUGGCCUUCAUGAUACAUUUUACGGCCUUCCACGGCACGUCGAAUCUGCAGAGCUCGGUGAAUGCGGACAAGGCCCUGGGCACAACCACCCUGGCGGUCAUCUACGGUUCCCUCAUCCUGUCCAACAUUUUCCUGCCCAUGACCGUGAUUAGUUGGUUUGGCUGCCGGCUGACCAUGGCUUUGGCCCUGUUCGCCUACAUGCCCUACAUCGCCGCCCAGUUUUAUCCCCGCUUCGAGACCCUGAUCCCGGCUGCCCUCAUGGUGGGCUUUGGCGGCGGCCCGCUGUGGUGCUCCAAGUGCACAUACCUCUCCACUGUGUCCGAGGCCCUCACCCAGGUGCGGGGCAACAGGUCGCGCAAGGAUGUCAACACUGUGCGGUUCUUUGGGCUGUUCUUCAUCUUCUACCAGAUGGCCCAGGUGUGGGGCAACCUGAUCUCCUCCUCGGUGCUCACGCUGAGUGCUCCGGCCAGUCAGUCGCCGGCGAAUGAGAGCCUGAAUCUGGAGCUGGAGAGGAGCAGGGUGGCCGAGCUGUGCGGGGCCCGCUUCUGUCCGGGAGUGAGUGCCGAGGCUAAUCCCAACCUAGUGCCUCCGGCUCCCGAGCAGAUCCAGCUGCUCAACUCCAUUUUCUUGGCCUGCAUGGCGGUGGCCGUAAUCCUGAUGAUCUUCGGUGUGAGUUCGCUUAAGCGCUACGGCAUGAAGCGCGGCGACACUGGCGAUGGCAUGUCCGGCCUGAAGCUGCUCACGGUGACCAUUAAUCUGCUGAGGAAGCGCAGGCAAAUUCUGAUGCUACCCAUUACCAUGUUCAUUGGCCUGGAGGAGGCCUUCCUCGCCGUGGACUUUACCCGCUCCUUUGUGGCCUGCGGCUGGGGCAUAUCCCGGAUUGGCUUCGCCAUGAUCUGCUUUGGGGUGGCAAAUGCGGUGGCCGCCGGUAUUGCGGGGGCUCUGGUGGAGCGCAUUGGACGGGUCACCCUGGCUGGCCUGUGUGCUGUGCUCAACAUCUGCCUGCUCGUGUACAUGUACAGCUGGGAGGCGCGGGAAGGUGAUUACCUGAGGUACUGCACCUUUGCCGCCAUUUGGGGCAUUUGCGAUGGGGUCUGGCUGGUUGUGGUCAAUGCUUUUUAUGGCAUUCUGUUCCCGAACCACCUGAUAGCCGCUUAUAGCAACUUUAGGCUGUGGGAGAGCACGGGUUCUGUGAUUGGAUACGUCAUCAGCUCGCAGCUUUGCACUUCCACGAAAUUGAUGAUUUUAAUGGCCGUUAUGCUGGUGGGCUGCGUGGGAUAUGGCCUUAUUGAGUACCGCGUUUGGCAGAAGCAAAAGAACCUGGAGGUCAUGCUUAGUGACUGAUAGAUAGCCUAGGAGCCAAGCCGACACUUGCCAUAGGUUUAUAUUAUUAAAAUUAGAAUUAAAAUUAUCCAACAAAGUCACUGUUUCCCCUUACUUAUAAAUCCCAACCAGUUUUCCUCCUUGUGAUAUUGCCAAAAUAGUAAAUAAGUCUAGAGUAUGCUUUAAUUUUUUAAAUAGUAUUUUUUUAUUACAAUCAUUUAAAUAUUUUUGUUCAGUUGUAGCUGUUUUGUUGCUAUGUACCAUUUAAAUUUCGUAGUUUAAAUAUUGUUUCUUUUGUGUGUUCUUUUCAUUCAUGAUUUUGUUGUCUUUUUAAAUUGCUACAUAAAGUUGCUUAUUCUAAA
Drosophila kikkawai is the source of this 2215-nucleotide messenger RNA. RefSeq names its product UNC93-like protein. The record is from RefSeq and is a predicted model, not a curated record. Gene Ontology annotation, cellular component: striated muscle dense body; plasma membrane. NCBI's taxonomy places the organism in Eukaryota, Metazoa, Arthropoda, Insecta, Diptera, Drosophilidae. Gene Ontology annotation, biological process: regulation of muscle contraction; regulation of potassium ion transport. Gene Ontology annotation, molecular function: potassium channel regulator activity.